Neodiprion virginianus is the source of this 2501-nucleotide messenger RNA. It is a transcript of the gene Hb, whose product is annotated as protein hunchback. The record is from RefSeq and is a predicted model, not a curated record. Gene Ontology annotation, cellular component: nucleus. The transcript has 4 exons. Lineage: Eukaryota; Metazoa; Arthropoda; Insecta; Hymenoptera; Diprionidae. The coding region runs from base 423 to 2339 and encodes 638 amino acids. Gene Ontology annotation, biological process: regulation of gene expression.
ACUUGGUCAAGUGACAGUCGCGCUUCUACGCCUUGCAGUAAUCUGAAGUAUCGGCUGAGCUCGGAAAGUGCGCGACAAGUCAAAGGAGGAGAAUCAAAAUAAGGCAUACGUUUGUCAAAGUUCGACAGCGGUGGCAGACAAUUUUUCACCACCGUACAUUUCUCAUUUCUUAUUAUAAUAAAAUAACAAUUAAUUGUGGUCGAAAUUGCGAUAGUUGUUCCGCGUCGAUGUGCGUGAAAACAAUAACGAACUGAAAAUAAACUGAGAACUGUUGUUGUGUUUUUCUUUUUUCUUUUUUUUUUCAAAAUUUCCCAACUUUUCAACGAGGUUUCUUCGAUCACGAAGUACUGCCGCUGGUGCUGCUGUUGCGCUGAUCAAAUCGAUUGGACGGAUCGAAACAGCGGUCUGCAUAGGUGUGCAAGAUGAAAGGUAAACGGAUCGUGGAAGACCCGGUCACGGGUCCUCCAGUUCAUCAGCAGCAGAGAAACGGCGAGUUCAACUAUUCGCCAACCACGCCCGCUUGGAACAUCACCGACACAAUCGUGAAAUCGGAGUCGCCGGAGGAUACAAACAAUGACUCCGGGGUGUCUCCGGGUCACUACACGAGCAACUCGGUGUCACCAAGUAGUCGGAGUUCGUCUUCAAUGGCGAACGGAAGUCUGUCACCCGCGAGCGCGACGUCACAGGAUUCGAGCGCUACGCUGUACGAAUACAGCCCCCGGAGUGUAUCCAAUUCGAGUUAUUCCGCCGUUGGUUUUCCCCACGCCAAAGGCGCAAGGUCUUCCAAGUCGUCCGCCACCUACAAGCCCAAAACCAAGCAACGAAAGAAGAGCGCGCGGGCCAAGCAACCCGUUGACAUGGUGUCCAGCACCAUGAAACCCGAGAACGAUCAGCCACGCGUCAUGCAGUGCCCGAUUUGCCCCUUCGUCACCGUUAACAGAUUGCACUUCACCGAACACCUGACAACCCACUCUUCAUCGAAAUCCAGCACGCCGGAGGUUCCCAACACUUCGUCUUACGCACCCACGAGUUCAGUAUCCGAGAACGGUGCGCGAGCUUCUCCAAGUCAGGGCGAACGGUCCGAGCAAGAGUCUGAUGAGGUUGAAGAGCCAGGCAUGCGAGUGCCGCGAAUAAACUGCCAAGGCAAGGUGAAGACUUUCAGAUGCAAGCAGUGUAACUACGUGGCGAUAACGAAGCUCGAAUUUUGGGAUCACAGCAGGGGCCACAUUAAGGCCGAGAAGUUGCUGACCUGCCCGAAGUGUCCCUUCGUAACGGAGUACAAACACCACCUCGAGUAUCACCUCAGGAACCAUUUUGGCUCAAAGCCGUUCAAGUGCGACAAGUGCCCGUAUUCCUGUGUCAACAAGUCGAUGCUCAACAGCCAUCUCAAGUCCCACUCAAACAUCUAUCAGUACCGAUGCGCCGAGUGUUCAUACGCCAGUAAGUACUGCCACUCGCUGAAGCUCCACCUGCGAAAGUAUGCCCACCAACCGGCAAUGGUUCUGAACCCUGACGGUUCUCCGAAUCCGCUGCCCAUAAUCGAUAUCUACGGAACUAGACGUGGACCGAAGCAGAAGGCUUCGAAAACGGCGGGCAGCUCUGGGAAGAAAAUGGCCGGCGUAAGCUCAGCACAGAUUCAGGUAAAUCCGUUCGUCGUUGAGCAACAUCGUCAUCAGCAGGUGCAGAUGGGACUGCAGCAAUUGAAUUACGGGCAGUUGCUCUCGGCUGUUAAUCUGCCGGUCAACUUCCUCCAGCAGUUCCACGGCAACAAAAACGAGAUGCUGAAAUCGGAGGGGUUAAAAACCUUCGAAUUUUUCGCCCGGGACAACCAGCAAAAUUUCGGAGCUCAGAGGGACGCGAUGGUGAUCUCACCGAGCAGUUCUUCCGCCGGGAGUUCUACUAGCCCCGAGCCUCCGGCGGAAGAGGCUCCUCUGGAUCUCAGCAAACCGGAAGUGGCACAGAGUUCAAAGACAAAGCCUGCCAAAAACGGACGCACCAGCAGGCGCAAGGGGAAGGCCUUUAAAUUGGACAAAUUGAUGGUCGCUGACGAGUCGGACGGAGAGUCUUCCGACUCCGUUUCAAAUCCUGCGAUCGAAUCGCCAGUAGAUCCGAUUCUCAACGCUCAGCAGCCGAUGGUCAGUCAGGAAAACACUUUAGGUGGCGCUGCUUUGGAAUGCUAUUGCCCGUAUUGCGAACUCGGCUUUGGCAAUGUCGUUAUGUACACGGUGCACAUGAGAUAUCAUGGUUACAAGAAUCCCUACGAGUGCAACAUGUGCGGAUACGAAUGCUUCGACAAGGUGUCGUUCUUUUUGCACAUCGCGAAGUCUUCCCACUUAUAAAUGUCGCUCGAAAUCAUUGCCUUCUCUUCUCGAAUGUUCCUUUUUUUUUUUUUUUUUAUUCCGUUCCAUUUUCAUUUGAAUUUUUUUUUCUUUCUUCUUCCAUUUGUUUAUUUACUGUCGCGUGUAUCUAAUCAGAGCAAGUUUCGUGUGUGAAUGUUAAUU